Messenger RNA from Harpegnathos saltator (Jerdon's jumping ant), 742 nucleotides. RefSeq names its product tubulin alpha-3 chain-like. The transcript is spliced from 3 exons. Gene Ontology annotation, molecular function: structural constituent of cytoskeleton; GTP binding. Gene Ontology annotation, biological process: microtubule-based process. NCBI's taxonomy places the organism in Eukaryota, Metazoa, Arthropoda, Insecta, Hymenoptera, Formicidae. Gene Ontology annotation, cellular component: microtubule. Bases 1 to 660 code for a protein of 219 amino acids. The record is from RefSeq and is a predicted model, not a curated record.
AUGAGUCCCUAUCGUGAGGCAGUUUCGAUCUUUGUGGGGCAAGCUGGAACACAAAUUUCAAAUGCUUGCUGGGAAUUGCUUUGUCUCGAGCAUGGAAUUAGACCCGAUGGGUUUCUCUAUAAAGGAUUUAGACCAUCGGAUGAUUUAUACUGCUCAUUUUUCUCACCGUCGGAGACAGGGAAGUUCACACCGCGCACUGUGGUGAUCGACUUAGAACCAACAGUGAUCGACGAGAUCAAGACUGGCUCUUACAGAAACCUCUUCGGUCCAGGAUGUUUGAUCGCGGGCAAGGAAGAUGCUGCGAACAACUUCGCCAAGGGUUACUACUCGAUCGGUCGCGAGGCGAUUGACGUCACGUUAGAUCGCAUUCGCGUAACGUGCGAAGACUGCUCGAAUUUGAGUGGUUUUAUACUCUGUAGAUCGUGCGGCGGUGGCACUGGCAGCGGCUUUACGACCUUGUUGUUAGAAAAUCUCGGCGAAGAUUACGCUAAAAAGACCAAGUUAGACUUUGCUGUUCAUACCGCCCCGAACAUUUCUACCGCGAUCGUGGAGCCUUACAAUUCUAUUUUCGCUACACACGGCGCAUUGGAUUACGAAGAUUGCUGUUUCUUAGUAGAUAACGAAGCUUUGUACGACAUAUGCGCUAGGUGCGGUGAUUAGUGUGCCUCUCGGUUAAUAAUAAAACUGCAAUGAGUGUCGUUUAGAUAAACUAUGUUGUCACGUUACAAGGCUUAUUGAGCGU